Populus nigra (black poplar) is the source of this 1114-nucleotide messenger RNA. Its product is annotated as cytokinin riboside 5'-monophosphate phosphoribohydrolase LOG1-like. The transcript is spliced from 7 exons. Gene Ontology annotation, biological process: cytokinin biosynthetic process. Gene Ontology annotation, cellular component: cytosol; nucleus. The coding region runs from base 229 to 894 and encodes 221 amino acids. NCBI's taxonomy places the organism in Eukaryota, Viridiplantae, Streptophyta, Magnoliopsida, Malpighiales, Salicaceae. The record is from RefSeq and is a predicted model, not a curated record. Gene Ontology annotation, molecular function: hydrolase activity, hydrolyzing N-glycosyl compounds.
AUGGGGAAUAUGGUCAGAGAGAUGGAGAUGGGCUCUUGUUGGGCUCUUCACCAGCACCAGGUACAUGCUCAAGCAGACAGAACAAGUGGUUGGGGUCCUCUCGGGGAUAAAGUUUGGAGAUUCAAAAGCGAAGGGUGCCCCUCCUGCUAGUAUCUUCAGCAUUCUUUCUUUUCCCUAUCUCCCCCCCUUAAUUAUCACUUUUCUCUUUAUAUUAAUCUUCUUUUGAGAAUGGAAGGAGAAGAAGGGACAUCUGCAAAAAGUGAAAAUAAAAGAAGGUUAAGAAGAAUUUGUGUCUUCUGUGGCAGCAGAGCUGGGUACAAAUCUUCGUUUAGCGAUGCUGCUCUUGAGCUUGGUAAACAGCUGGUCAAGAGAAAGAUUCAUUUAGUCUAUGGUGGGGGGAGUGGAGGUCUCAUGGGCUUGAUCUCACAGACUGUGUUUAAUGGAGGUUGCCAUGUUCUUGGAGUGAUUCCUAAGGCUCUAAUGUCUCAUGAGAUAUCAGGAGAAACCGUCGGAGAAGUGAUAGCUGUUGCAGACAUGCACCAAAGAAAGGCAGAAAUGGCAAAACAUGCUGAUGCCUUCAUUGCCCUUCCUGGUGGUUAUGGAACCAUGGAAGAACUGUUAGAGAUAAUUGCCUGGUCUCAGCUAGGAAUCCAUGAAAAACCAGUGGGACUAUUAAAUGCAGAUGGAUACUAUGACAGUUUGCUUGCCUUGUUCGAUAAGGGAGUUGAAGAAGGUUUCAUAAGAGACACUGCAAGGCACAUAGUAAUUACAGCAGAAACAGCAGCUGAGCUUAUCGAGAAAAUGGAGUACGCACCAGUUCAUGACAAGGUUGCACCCAGACAAAGCUGGGAAGGGGACCAAUUAUCAGAGCCUCGUCCAAGUGGGAACCCCUAGGAUCUAAGAUCUUAAUGAUCCAAGUGUAUACAUGCAUAUAUAUAAGACAAGACACAUAUGGGUGCGGUUUCAUUUUAAUAAAAAAGAAAAGGACAGCAAGUUAACAAAUAUCUCUUCAGUGGGGAGAUCCCAUGUCUUAAUCACCCAUUUUUAUAUUCAUGAAUGUUCUAGUUCUCCUUAAACCAGUUGAAUAAUAAGAGAUUCUCAAGUACUUUCUCUA